GCAUCAGGUUCCCGGGGGAAAGGGCGGAGAGUUGGCCACCAACUCUGUAACAUAAGUCCGCAACAGUGAGCAGGAAAGGUCGCGCAGACUGGGAAACUCGUUUUCUUUACCGAAACCUAAGAUAAGAGCCUCGCACUGGCUCUAAUUAGAGCUUCGGUAAAGGGGAGCGGAAGGGCAGGCUGAAGGGAGCCGUGAACCGUGGCGCUGUCGGGAUGAGGCAGGCGCACACGGGCGUAUAUUAGGGGGCCGGACUGUUGCGCUCUUGCUCCAAGUGCAAGUGUGUCUUCCCAGCAGAGGCAGCUGGGACGUCCAAUGGCAGCCAGGCGGACUAGACGGAUGACCGGGCCGGAUCUGAGCAGGUCCACCGCGGCCCGGGCUGCUGCUAUAGCCGAGCAGCUGCAGUAUGAGUGCUCCAUCUUACUGGAACUAUAUAGAAAGAAGGAGAGUUUCACUGCAGAUGUUUUGGUGGCCGACGGCCGUCUGGUGUCCGUCCCUCCUCCUUCCUCCCAGCUGGACACCAGGGACAAGCUGUGGCGUCUCCACUCUGCUCUGUUGCAGUGCCGCAGCUUGCUGGAGAAAGCCAUCGCCAGAGAGGAAGAGGAGCUGGGCAGUGGGAUGAAGGCCGAAUAUGAGACCCAGAGGAAGAUGGUGAAGGACAGACUGUCGCUUCUCUUAAUCAACACUGGAGAACUCCUCAAAGCUGCUGACGGCACGGCGAUCCUGACUCCCAGCGCGGAGGGAUUAGAGUCAGACGGUCCGACCACUCUGUUUGAUCUGAAGCUUUGGGUGUACCAGAUCUUCAAAGAGGUGGACUACUGGACCAAGAUGGCCAUCACCACCUUGCAAGCCCUGCCCUCAGUGAUAACCAAGGAACGAGUGAGGACCACGCGAGCGAGGACAACGAGAAGUGCCCGGAGAUGAGAGAAGUGUGUGUGUGUGUGAGUGUGUGUGUGUGGGGGUGAAGACGAAUUAAUGAAUGAGAAAAGCGGAGAGAGAAAGAGGUGGGUGAAGGGAUGAAAGGGACAAAAAGAUGAUGUGUUCUGACGGGUUCCGAUGUAUGAAGAUAAAAAGAAGGAGAUGAGAGAGAGAGAGAAAGAGAGAGAUCCCUACUGACACAGGGAGAUGAGUGGGUUGGGUUAUUUUUAGGGCAUGAAGCCCCCUUCACUAAACAUAGGCCUUAAACAGAGAGGCAGCAAGAGACAAUAACCGUGUUUAUCACAGCUAAUAACAACAUGUGUGGAACAAGAUUAUUUCAAGUGUGGCAGAGUCUAAUACAGCUUUAAAUUUAUUGUUUACCAUCUUAGAUCAAAUCUAACAAUACAUCUAGAGUUAAGAUACUGAGUUUCUUUCUUUCUUUCACAUUUUGGCAUUGAGGAAACAUAACAUUGAUUAACACUUUUGAUACUUUUUUUACCUGCUAACAUCAAACUCACAUUCAUGGUGUUCCCUGCACAUUCACUCCGUUGAUACAGCUGAAGUUAUUAUUCAAGAUAUACUGCCAAGAUCCACUGCAGCUGACGCAGGGAACAGUCAGCGAGGGGCACAUUCUGAUAAAAAUUAGGCUAUUUGAAUUCAUGCCAUCACCAGACUGUAGCUCUGGUAUGUGUAGUUUUGAAUACUGUGGCUAUAAAUCAUUCCACACAGAUUAUCAUCUGGGGAUGUGCAGUCAUUGAAUGAAAAAAUAUCUGUGUAACGCCACCCUCUAGUGUUUACAUGGCACUAUUACAUAGAUUCAUUACUUUCUUUCUUGAUUGUCCUCAGUAAUGCUGUGUUCUUAUAGUUUUGUUGUGUUUUUAGGGCACUUUAUAAGCAAUGAAAUCAUGUAAAACCAUGUUGCAGGGUUAAGAAAGCAACAAGUGUGAGCAUACAAAUGAGCAAAAGCAGAGAACAAAACCUAAUCGAUGAAAAAUAAUCUUAAUAGUCUACUUCCAUUAAUUUGUGAAACAGAUUUGAAUUGUUUAAAAUAAUAGAAAACUACAAUUCUACUUCAGUUCACAUAGUGAAAUUGAAAUGUGACAAAUGUCACUACACUAAAAGUUUUAGGUCAGAUCAGGUCGUGCUAAAAAUCCCAGCAAGACGGACGCAAAAAUCAUGUUCUGCAUCACAAUUGUGACCAUUGUGAACAAAGUUAUACAAGUAUAUGAACAAAAGUUUUAAGGCACAUAUCCCAUUUUAUCUGGGUUUGAAUUUAGUCACCUGAAAUUAAGGAUUUUUGUCUGUCAAGUGGUCCAUUAUCUAUCCAGUUGCAGCUUGCACUGCAAUAUUCAACAUAUAGUAAAAUAAGUUAACUUGUAGUAGAUUAAAUUGUGAUCAUGUAACAGAAAAUGAAUCAAAAAUGGCCUUCAACAUGUAACUCUGUCAGUCUAAACUGGGCUGUGUUGCUAAUUAGACUGGCAUCAUCCACAGAGUCAGAUUGUCUUUAAUGACGCAAAGAGCUUCAGGGUAAGAAGAAGAGAAGUUACUGUAAAUGGAAUUGAAUCCUAAACAUAUUGCACAUAUAUUGCCUAAGUAACCAAAAGAGCCACGGUGCUAUGCUAGUCACAGGGAGCACAUAGUAGAAAGGGAUGAUUUGGAAGGAAAUAUUUUAUUAAGAGCUUUUUGAGGAAAAAAACAAGCAAACCUUUGCAGUGUUUCUAUUUUUAAUUUUACCGAUAAACUUAGGUCACGUUGUUUCAUUCGAGGGCUUCAGAUUUUGCUCAGUUCGUAUUUGCUUUGUCACUUGCUGUAUUUAGUAGGUUGAUAAACUGCUGGUAGGUGCACUGGGAGUAUAAACUUUGGAAGAUAUGAGUGAUACAGGGUACUCCAAACUGUUUUCAGGCUUCUGAAAACUGAAUGUUGUUACUGGAGGGAAAAAUAAAUGCAUUUGGUCGUUUGAUCAGCUAUGACUAAUUUCAAAGAUGAUUUGUAAGCCCUAAGAAACUAGAGCUACUGUACGUGUGCAAACAUUCUUUCACUCCAUCUGUUAUGCACUAAAUGAAGAAUGAAAAUACACCAUACAGCACAAAUGCAUCUGAAAUAUCGAAUAAUGCUUUGGAGUGCAACACUUUUAAUGUGAUAUACUGUAAAAGCAAUAUUACAUAUUACAUAUUAUGUAUUGCCUUUCUCUGUUCGGUAUAUGGAUUGAGGAUGUAUUAUCUUUCCUCUUGCUCUUCUUCAUCUACUCUGACGAUGAGCUAUCUGCUGGACUACACAGCACAUUAAUCUUUUCUUGUUCUCUGUUUUGAGUCUGUUUAUUUGCUGGUCUGGUUGGCCACAGACCAGGAAUCGGUUAAAGACUAGAGAAGUAUGAACCAGGAAGUCCAGUUUGAGAAAACUCAUCCAGGAAUUUAAAGGCUAUCCGACACAAAUAUAUUACGUAUUAAUAACAUGUGGUAACAUGUUACUGUGGAAAGUUAUUAUGGUGGCAAUUAUUUUAUUUUCCGUUUCAACAAAUGCAAGAUAGAUAGUAGGGUUAGGCUGUUACAAAGUACUCCAACAGUACUGGGGCUACUGGAGUGAAUAAGGCUGCAUAUCUUUGACGCAGUACUAUUGUUGGUCUGAAUGCAGCCUCACAGCCUGCACAUUAGCUUUAUAGGACAACUGAGUGGUUACAGGUUCCAGUGGCUUCAUAUUAGAGCCCUCCGUUCUUCUGCUUGUGUCACACAUAUCUGUCAGUCAUGGACUGACCUACACAAGACUCACACAGCCAUAUUUAGUCUGUCCUCUUCCUGCAGAUUACAGGAAGUGCAGCACUUCGGUUACAUUCCUAGCAAACAAAAUGUUUUGCUAGUCUAUGUAUGCUAUUGAUUGAUUAUUUUUUCCAACACAUUUUUGUUACACUUUUACUGCAUGUGUCUUCUUUACAAGUGUAAUCUGUUACACCACUAGGUGCCCCCUCUUUUGACCUCUGUUGCAGAGAGUGCUAGCUGUAGACAAAUGGCUCAAAGCACAAAGAGAGGAUUAUGUUACCAUCGCAUCUGUCUAUAAGCAGCAAUCAUACUGUAGGAAGCUGCCACACUCAUUAGAGUUGUCAGAACAAUGGUGGGAUUUUCACAUUGUAAAAACUGUGAUUAACAGCUUUAUCAUGAAAAAUGUAUGAUCAACCUCCUUUAUCCUUGAUCAACCAAAUGUUUGGAUAUACUUAUGAAUUGUCAUUGUUGUUUAUCUUUGGAGUUUAUGGUCAAGAAGGAAUAAUCCUCGGCCUGCAAAUAUGGUUUCAUCUGUGUAAUGAUAGUCUUGCUGAAUAUACUUUUGAUUCCGAUAAAAUGUUAACACAAGAGACCAGACACCGAGGCUGGAUUUCAUCUUCGGGCUCAUCUUGCUUCACUGUAGUCCAAAAGCUUCCUCAGUUAAAUCUGUAUUUUGGAAUGAAAACCAUCUUCUCUUGAGCUAUUUGAGUAAAGCCCCUUCCAGACAUGGGAUCUGUAACAUUGGUGGGUUCAUCUUUAUGUUAAAGUACCAGCUCUCUGACUUUCAAACAUACAGUAGGCCUCUGUUAUGGUUUCAUGUUGACUAUGUUCACACAUGACAGGAUGUAUAUAGAUAGAGCAAUGCUCGCGUGAUACUAGGCAAUGUAGUAGGGAGAAUAUUUCCAUGAUAUUUAUCACCAGAGCCCAAAAUUUCAAUUGCUUGAAUGAAUGAUACAAAAUGUAAAGAUAGAGCAAUGGAGAUAGAUGCAAAGAUAUUGACUUUACUAUUAUUCAAGACAAAAAAUACAAUAAAUAUUCAUAUUUUAGAAGUUACAUUUUGAAAAAUGGCAUAAACAAACACAAAUAUUGAUCAUAAAAAUUAAUUAAGUUGACAAUUAAUUUUCUGCAGAUCUUUUAAUCAACUAAUUGUUUCAGCUCUGCAGUUGUAAGUUAUGGAUAUUGUGUGAGAGAAUGUUUACUGCAACAUAAAUACAUGUUGCUAUUUGUUAUGAGUGUGGAGAGGUGGUCCUCUAACAUCAGCAAUGACCUGCCAAUUGGACAAAAGUAGCAUCAAGUCUUUCCACUGAGUCAAAUCUGCUGCUUCAAAAUGUCCUCCGUGAUCAACUCUAAGCUUCAUUCACACUCUCUUGUGAUUGGUUUGCGAAUGUAGGAAUGCCGUUAUCUUGACUUUGCCUUUACUGGAAAUGUACCUGCUUUUAUUCAAACUUGAGCCAUGUAGAAGAAAAUGUUCCAGAAAUGUUGUCUUCAACAUUGAGUCCCUUUUCAAACAUUAGUGAAGAAUUGACACAUUAGACUGUCUAGAGAUGUCUAGAAGGACGACGUAAGCAUAGAGCAUUAGUAGAGCACUUCCCCUUAGUUUCAUUUUGAAUGAUAUAUUAAAUAUGAUACAGGACCAAUAUGGUGACCAGGAAACACAUUUGUUAGUCAAUAUUCUUUCUUUCUUUCUUUUUUUUUCCUUUGAGGACAAAAAACUGGUUUAACUCACAAAAAAUAUGAAAUGUAUUCUAGGUCAUGCAGAGAGCAUCAGUUGAUGCAUUGUGAAUAUGAAAUCAGAGUAAUGUACAGUCUUUUAUGUUUGUUUGAAACUUUGGUAUGGUGUAAAAACUUAUUUAUUAUUGACUGGAUUUCCAAGGGUGUGUGAGUAGGUUGAAAUAAAUUGAUCUUGGCUAUAA
Molecule: messenger RNA, 5581 nt
Organism: Morone saxatilis (striped sea-bass)
Lineage: Eukaryota; Metazoa; Chordata; Actinopteri; Moronidae
Exons: 3
Coding region: 313-921 (202 amino acids)
Biological process (GO): ciliary neurotrophic factor-mediated signaling pathway; negative regulation of neuron apoptotic process
Molecular function (GO): ciliary neurotrophic factor receptor binding
Source: RefSeq, a predicted model, not a curated record